AUUUCGCCGAGCAUACACCAUGCACUCCCUGCGGUGCGCCCUUCGCUACCCCAUCCCCAGUACCGCCGCCUCUUUAUCCACCUCCGGCCUCCGCCGUCUCUCCUCCCACCAUCGCACUCCACCGCCGCUCCGCUCAGCGACCACCGGUGAAGACGAGUGGAACGACGCGUGGGAGACCGCAUGGCUUCCAGGCGACUCCCCCGCCUCCUCCCCAGCGCCCGCCGCGCCAUGGGAGUCUCCCGCCUCGGCUUCGGAGUCCGCCAUCCCGGUCAUCUCCGCCGAGGUGGAUCCAGACACUAAGGCCUUCGUGGCAGACAUGGACGAGCGCUGGGCCGAGCGCCGCAUCGCGUCGAGGCGGGGCCAGCAGCAGCGCGCGUCUCGCGCGGCGGAAGGCGGGGAGGGGGGCGUCGUGGCGAGGAAGAAGGCGCAAGCGGAUGAUUACAGGACCAGGAAGCAGCGGGUGCACGCCGCGCUUUGGGUGAAGGAGAUCGAGAAGAUGGAGGAGGCGCGACUCGGCGGUGGGGGAGGUGGCGCUGACGAUAUCGACCGGCUGCUCGACUCGUGCUCAGAUAUCUUUGAUUCUGGCAACACUGAUUUUGGUGAUUCCAAGAUCCCAAACACUACUGAGAUCAAAACCAAGCCUGAUGGUUGGGAAACUACUUCAAGAGGACAGGAUGGGAACAUAUGGGAUAUCUCACAGCGAGAAGAUGACAUUCUAAUACAGGAAUUUGAAAGGCGAAUUGCUUUUAGUAAACAGCAGAUUGCUAGCUUCAUCAAAACCCACAUUUUUAGUCGGAGGCGUCCUAUCGAUGGAUGGAAGUACAUGAUUGAAGAAAUUGGCCCCAACGCAAGAAAAGGAAAGGGGAGUGUGCAAAGAUUACCAAGUGUCAGUGAUCCUGCAACCCAGCCUUACAGGGAAGAAACUCCUGCAAUUGCUUCUAGUUCCUCCUUCAGAGGCAAUCGGCCAUGAUGGUGUUCGAUAAACCAAAUCUUUUGCUGGUUUCACUGGCAUAGUUUAUACAGGCAUUUUCCCCUUCCUUUUGGCUUCAAAUGUAUGGUGGAUGACUCCUUGCGAAGAACAUGACGAACUUUCCUUCUGCGUUGUAUAAUUUUGUAAUGAAUGUGACGCUUUCUGAUGAACCAGCAAUGGAAGCGUUUAAGUUUUCUA
Messenger RNA from Zea mays, 1168 nucleotides. RefSeq lists its product as uncharacterized. Lineage: Eukaryota; Viridiplantae; Streptophyta; Magnoliopsida; Poales; Poaceae. The record is from RefSeq and is marked validated.